AUGGCUUCCAUCCCCGCCGCAGAUCUUCAAUCCUUUUCUGAAUAUCUUAAGGGCUGCACGCACAUUCUUGCCCUUUUAGGUGCUGGCCUCUCUGCUUCGUCCGGUCUGCCUACCUUUCGCGGGGCUGGAGGACUCUGGAGAUCUUAUGACGCUACUUCAUUGGCGACUCCGGAGGCCUUCGAUGCGUCACCGGAUCUCGUCUGGCAGUUCUACAGCUAUCGGAGACACAUGGCGCUCAAAGCAAAACCAAAUCGGGCUCAUUACGCGCUUGCGGAACUGGCAAAGAGAAAUAAAAACUUCAUCACACUGACUCAGAAUGUUGAUGGACUUUCACAACGGGCUGACCACCCACCGGAACAGCUUCAUCUUCUCCACGGCUCCCUGUUUGACAUCAAGUGUACCUCAUUUUACUGCAACUACUCCCGAAAGGACGACUUUACAGAUCCAAUUGUUCCCGCAUUGGCCAUCCCGACAGAAGGCCCCCAACCUGAGCCAUCUGCGGAUGACAAAACAGGAGAACAAGCAACAAAAAAUCUUUACGGAGCGAUGCAGGCAAAACAGGCGGCUGGACAACAGACAGGCAGGGAACUAGACAUAUCAGACCCGAAAGUGCCCAUUCCGGAAUUGAGAAUCGAAGAUCUACCACAAUGCCCCCAAUGUAAAGGACUCCUCCGACCGGGUGUCGUCUGGUUUGGCGAGUCCCUGCCGGCGCAUACCAUCCAUGUUGUCGAUGAGUGGAUUAGCGCUGCCCCUCGGAUCGAUUUGAUGUUGGUCAUUGGGACAAGCGCCAAAGUCUGGCCAGCUGCAGGCUAUGUUGAUAUUGCCCGUGCCAAGGGUGCUCGAGUUGCGGUCAUAAAUAUGGACCCGAACGAUAUACCUGGAUCUGAGCUGCAGUCCGGCGACUGGUUCUUCCAGGGAGAUGCUGGAGUAAUCGUUCCCGAGAUUCUCAAAAGCGUUAUCGGAGAGAUAUGA
This is a messenger RNA of Rasamsonia emersonii CBS 393.64, 972 nucleotides long. RefSeq names its product SIR2 family histone deacetylase. The record is from RefSeq and is a predicted model, not a curated record. The transcript is spliced from 2 exons. Lineage: Eukaryota; Fungi; Ascomycota; Eurotiomycetes; Eurotiales; Trichocomaceae. The coding region runs from base 1 to 972 and encodes 323 amino acids. Gene Ontology annotation, molecular function: protein-succinyllysine desuccinylase activity; protein-malonyllysine demalonylase activity; NAD+ binding.